AUGCCUCUUGUUACCCGUUCAGGGCGUCGGACUAAAGCCCCACCACCGCCUGACUAUGUACGCACUUACGCGUCCAAGGACCAAAAGGCUGCUGAAUCUGAUGCCGAUGACAACCAGCAAACUUGCUCUCUUGCUGGCCCGAAGUCUGUCAUGAAUACCCAAAACCAAGACCGUCCACAUCCUCGACCCAAGGCUCGCCCUCUUCCAAGGUCCGAACGUUCUGAUCCCAUGACAUCAUCUGCUGAAGAAGAUAUUUUCUUCUCUAACUUCAGCAAACGCUCAUCACUUGGCAGGAAGAAGUGCAGUGACGUGAACGAAGGUCCCGAGGUCCAGUUGUCUGACACCGCUGACGGGUCCACAAAUGGUGCAGAUGGCGAUGUGCCAUCAGCUGGUCUCGACGAAGAUGGUACUAGUAAUGCUGCCAAUGAGGAUUCAGUGACGAACCACAGAGAGCAGACUGCAUUUCUAUCCGACGGUGAAUGUGGUGGUGCUACAGCGACAAACGAAGGGGAGAGAUCCGACGGUGAAUGUGGUGGUGCUGCAGCGACAGACGAAGGGGAGAGAUCCGACGGUGAAUGCGGUGGUGUUGCAGUGACAAACGAAGGGGAGAGAGACGCAGGUCUAUCUGAUGGUGAAUGUGGCGGCACUACUAAGAUGAACGAAAGGGAGACAAAUGAAGGAGAGAGAGAUGUAGGUCUAUCUGACGGUGAAUGUGGUGGCACUACUAUGAUGAACGAAAGGGAGAGAGAUGAAGGAGAGAGAGAUGUAGGUCUAUCUGACGGUGAAUGUGGUGGCACUACUAUGACGAACGAAAGGGAGAGAGAUGCAGUUCUGUCCGACGGUGAAUGUGAUGGUACUGCAGCGACGAAUAAACAGGAGAAGACUGCAGUUGCAUCCACGACCGUUCGCCCACGUAGAUCUGGUGCCCACAAAUUGUAUGCUCGUGGUCAUGAGAGUGAACCCGCAGAGAGCUCUGACUCUGACAGUGACUGGGCAGAACUCGAAGAGAAGCGAAAGAAAGCAGAACACGCUAAUGAUCCUGCAAGGCCAUUCAGACUGUCUGCGAAUGACAAGCAGAAGGGACGAGCGGUGGCAGACGACCAUGGUGACAAUGCCGAUGCUGAUCCCGAGGGCUGCGAUGAAGAUCAGAUGUCUGAAGAUGGGGAUGGGGCCACACAUAAAGCAGGAAGACUGUCCAAAGAAGGCAUUUUGAAAACGGAAGAAUUUGGCAAGAGAGUUAUGGCUGAAGCAACUGCAAUUGGAAAAGAGUUUGGGAAACACCGGAGGGAGAUUCUUAUCGAGGCAGGACUAGCGACGAAGGCAACUCGCAAAGAGUCUGCCUGGAACCAGCAUCAAGCCUGGUUCCCGACUGUACUACCUCCAUCCAAAGAACCGAACUUGGCAUCAUGGAAAGUCAAGCAAAAUGUGCACUAUCAUGCCCACCCAUACAAAGACCCUAACCACGCAUCCCUAUGGAAGAAAAUCCAACACCAUUGGGAUAGCAUGGUCGCCAGCCCUGAGGAUCUUUCAUCACGGGAGUCAUCCAGUCUCAUGACAGCAGUUCGUGAAGUGUUUGUGAAAUCGGCUUCAUAUUGGUACCGCACCCACGGAAUCCAUAUCGCUGGUAUCACCAUUUAUCCAGGAGAUGAGGAAUCUGGUCGGCAGGCCUCUGGCUUUUUUGCGGGGUCUAAUAUGGUGAAGGCUCUCAUUGACGCUCGACAAGUAGAUGUAAAGCACUUGAUAGAUGAGCUUACUACAAUCCUAAAAUACAAGGACUUGGAGGCUGCUCAAGCAGAAGGCAAGAGUCUCAGUUUUCUCCCACCACCUGUCGCAGUCCACAAUGCUCCCCUCUUGUGCAACGGCAAAUCCGCCAGGGAUAGAAAUUGCAUGGUGGCGCCUUUAAUCAUCAGUGAAGCAUUUGCUGAUGCUGGUCAUCCCUCUAAAAUGUCGAACAGCAGGUGGAUGAGGAUGCUUGACAUCCUUUACUCUAUGCAACUUUGCAUUCAUGACUGGCCAGCAGGAGUUCCACCCCCUGGCCCUGAUUUUGAUCUCAAAUUGCUGUCUGCGAGUCAAUUACGCGCCUUAGUGGGUCCAUAUCUCAGGAAGCAUCUCGGCGACAUGUAUGAGGCUGAGUUGGGCCGAGAUGAGGACGAGGACGAUGCAGAGAAAGCCACAAUGACAAAGCGGAAAGGUAAAUCAAAGAAGUCCAACGAGAAUCGCAGAACUCGUGGCACGGUUGUGCAGGAGCCCGAUGUCAUCUUAUCUAUCAAGGGGUGGACUCCUCGUCAGCUAUCAGACUUCGCUGGAUACUCUCGCAAGGUGUACUCAAUCCCUCUUGUUAUCGACACAGAUGGCAUCAUUUUACAUCAUCUGGAAGAGUCGGAGAAAUUUAUCAAGGACCUCCCUCCCCAUGUUACUGAGCGUUUAAACACAGGGACUUCACGCUCUAUUGGAGCUUCGCACUCUCACCAGGAAGCUUCGCGCUUGUACCCCGCAGCUCCGUGCUCCGACUAUCGGGCUCUGCGCUCCAACUCUGGGGCUUCGCGCUCACAACAUGGGGCUUCGCGCUCGAUUCCACCUGUCCCUAUUCACACUGACCAUGAUGAACUCCUGGAUCACAGCAUUCACUCAGAUGAGUCCGACGACGAUCUCCCACUGUCAUCUCCACCACUGUCAUCUCCUCAUGCGACCCCUCAAGGUUCGAAUGUAGCAGCAGGACGAUACCAGUACAACUGCGUACAUGAAGAUAUCCGCCGCUCAAUAGCCUCUGAGACUAGGAAAUGGACUCAUGAUGAUUAUGAAAGUGCAAGGGAGGCUGACGACAUUGAAACGGGAAUGGUGGCUGCGAGAUAUCGGAGCAGGACCCAUGACAGGGCAAGCAUGGGUAUGAGGUCUACCAAGGGUCACAAUCAUCCUAAGCCAUACGUUCGUGCCUCAUCAAAGGCACGCAUGGGACCUGCCCCGAACCAAAACACUACGCACUUGCCAUCUCGUUUGGCAGUUGUGCCAUACUCUGAGGGCUCUCCAUCUUCGCACCAAUAUGCCUCACGUCUUCAGCCUGCUCAUGUCCUGGAUCGCCGUUUACUUCCUCUUGUAGAUGAGGAUGAAUUUGAGUAUAACUGA
Molecule: messenger RNA, 3123 nt
Organism: Suillus fuscotomentosus
Lineage: Eukaryota; Fungi; Basidiomycota; Agaricomycetes; Boletales; Suillaceae
Exons: 18
Coding region: 1-3123 (1040 amino acids)
Source: RefSeq, a predicted model, not a curated record